This is a messenger RNA of Racocetra persica, 1230 nucleotides long. NCBI's taxonomy places the organism in Eukaryota, Fungi, Glomeromycota, Glomeromycetes, Diversisporales, Gigasporaceae. The record is from the annotation of a GenBank genome assembly.
AAUUAUUUAGUAAUUCUACACAUGAACGUUUCGAGUUGGCAAAACGAGAUGUCGCAAAAUCUAAAAACAAAGAGUUAGUUGAGUUGUUUUCCUCUUCAUUUGGCAUUCAUCAUGCUGGUAUGCAAAGAUCCGACCGAACGAUGACCGAGCGUUUAUUCGAGGAAGGACUUCUAAAGGUUUUAUGUUGCACAGCAACAUUGGCUUGGGGUGUCAAUUUACCGGCCUAUGCUGUUAUUAUUAAAGGUACUCAUGUAUAUGAUACACAAAAAGGCAAUUUCGUUGAUUUGUCCAUUUUAGAUGUCAUGCAAAUUUUUGGCCGAGCAGGUCGUCCACAGUAUGAAAGCUAUGGCGUUGGUUAUAUUUUGACGACUAAUGACAAACUAUCCAAUUAUGUAUCAGCAAUGACACAACAGUAUCCUAUUGAAUCCAAGUUUGUCAACAGCCUAGUUGACAAUUUAAAUGCAGAAAUAUCGCUUGGUACCGUAUCAACAGUUGAUGAAGGUGUUAGAUGGUUAGGCUACACAUAUCUAUUUGUUCGUAUGAAGCAAAAUCCUCUUGUUUAUGGGAUUGAUCCGAAGGAACCUUCUGAGGACCCUGAACUUGGUAGAAAACGCCGUAUGCUCAUCGAAUUUGCAGCAAAGGAACUUCAUAAAAAUGAGAUGAUUACAUUUAAUACUGAAAGUGAUUAUUUUAGCUCUAGAGAUAUUGGGCGUAUUGCAUCAAAUUAUUAUAUAAGCUAUAAGAACAUUGAAAUUUUCAAUAAACUCUUAAAAGAUGACAUGUUAGAAGCAGAUAUUUUAACGAUGAUAAGCAAAAGUAAGGAAUUCGAGGAUCUUAAAGCAAGAGAGGAAGAGAGUAAAGAAUUAUUAAAACUUAAAGAAAACGCAUGCUAUUGUCAAAUAAAGUAUGACGUCGAUACUACAGAAGGAAAGGUCAAUAUUUUGCUACAAUCACACUUAUCUGGUGCUAGACCUGAAGAUUUUGCUUUGAUUUCGGAUUCAGCUUACGUAGUUCAGAUUGCUAGCCGUUUAGUUCGAGCUUUAUUUGAAAUUGCACUUAAUCGUAACCUGAGUCAAGUGACAUCACAAUUGUUGACAUUUAGUAAAUGUAUUGACAAAAAAAUGUGGAUGUUUGAGACUCCUUUGGUUCAAUUUGGUUUGCCACGGGAGAUUUGUAUUAAACUUGAUUCUAAUCCACAUAAACCGAACAUUGAAAAAAUGAGAGAUAUGA